AUGGAGGCAGAAACUGAGCACACCGACAACGAGCUUUCAGAAUCUAUCAUCGAUGAUUCUUUGGAUAACGCCAAUGUAGAAGAAGACGAUGAAGAAUUACACCCAGAGGAACCAUUGACCGAGGAGGAGAUAGAAGACAUCAUUGCCGAGCUUUUAGAUGUCGAGGGUAAGGCUGCAGAGGCUCAAGAAGCACUGGAAGAUGAAUCACUUGCAAAAGUAGAGGCGGAUGUUAGGGGAGAAUUAGCCCAAUCUCUCUCUGGAGAUGAUUUGGAGAAGGCUGUUAAGGAAGAGAUGACAACAUUCAAGGAAGAGUGGGAAGUUGAACUCGAUGAUCUUGAGACUGAGAGUGCUCAUUUAUUGGAACAACUUGAUGGUGCUGGUGUUGAACUCUCAAGUCUCUAUAAGUGGAUUGAAAAGCAGGCUCCAAAUAGUUGCUGUACUGAAGCAUGGAAAAAGAGGACUCAUUGGGCAGGAAAUCAGAUGUCAAGCGAUGUGACUGAGUCAGUUGCGCAAGCUGAACAGUAUCUCCAGAUCCACAGGCCUAUGAGAAGACGGCAUGGUAAAAUUUUGGAUGAGGGUGCCAAUGGUUUCCUCGAGAGAAAACUUAACAGUGAAAACACUGACAAGUCAUCGAUAGAGAAUAUCAAAUUUGGCAGUAAGUACUGGACUUCUGUCUAUCUGGCCAGUACACCACAGCAAGCUGCUGAACUGUGUCUAAAUUUUCCUGGAGUCAAUGAGGAACAACUUGAUGGUGCUGGUGUUGAACUCUCAAGCCUCUAUAAGUGGAUUGAAAAGCAGGCUCCAAAUAGUUGCUGUACUGAAGCAUGGAAAAAGAGGACUCAUUGGGUAGGAAAUCAGAUGUCAAGCGAUGUGACUGAGUCAGUUGCGCAAGCUGAAGAGUAUCUCCAGAUCCACAGGCCUAUGAGAAGGAUACGGCAUGGUAAAAUUUUGGAUGAGGGUGCCAGUGGUUUCCUCGAGAGAAAACUUAACAGUGAAAACAAUGAAGAGAAUAUCAAAUUUGGCAGUAAGUACUGGACUGCUGUCUAUCUGGCCAGUACACCACAGCAAGCUGCUGAACUGUGUCUAAAUUUUCCUGGAGUCAAUGAGGUGGAGGAGAUUGAUGAUGUUGAUGGAAGUUCAAGUGAUCCAUUUGUUGCAGAUGUUGUAGCAAAUGAAAGAGAUUUGAAUCUCACUGAAGAGCAAAAGAGAAGCUUUAGAAAGGUCAGUUUUAUCUUCUUUCUAAUGUAG
Molecule: messenger RNA, 1248 nt
Organism: Fraxinus pennsylvanica
Lineage: Eukaryota; Viridiplantae; Streptophyta; Magnoliopsida; Lamiales; Oleaceae
Source: the annotation of a GenBank genome assembly